Molecule: messenger RNA, 1129 nt
Organism: Pungitius pungitius (ninespine stickleback)
Lineage: Eukaryota; Metazoa; Chordata; Actinopteri; Perciformes; Gasterosteidae
Product: ADP-ribosyl cyclase/cyclic ADP-ribose hydrolase 1-like
Exons: 8
Coding region: 53-883 (276 amino acids)
Biological process (GO): positive regulation of B cell proliferation
Cellular component (GO): plasma membrane
Molecular function (GO): phosphorus-oxygen lyase activity; NAD+ nucleosidase activity
Source: RefSeq, a predicted model, not a curated record
GCGGCCCCGCGCGACGUCUCACUGACAGCAAACAGCUGCUCCAUCGGGUCCGAUGGAGUGCGCGGGGUCCGGUGCGGCGGAGAAGAUCCGCAGGAGGCGCCGCCUGGUCGCCUGCGCGGUGGCGGUCCUGGUGGCGGUGUGCGUCGUGGUCGCCGUGGCGGUGCCUCUGUCGCUGCGGCGCGAUACGCGCACGUUUAAGGACACGUUCGUGGCGAGGUGCGAGGGCUUCAAAGGAUACGACUGUGAGAAGAUCUGGGGCGUGUUUGAGCAGGCCUACGUGGGACGGGACCCUUGUGACGUUCCCGUGGGCGCCUACGGGCCUCUGCUCGUCGCCGUGCCCUUCCCGCCCGCGUGCAACCGGAUGAUGUUCUGGAGCAAAACGAAGGACGUGGUCCAUGACUUCACUGAGAAGAGAGACUGCUUCGUGACGGUGGAGGACACCCUGCUGGGGUCGGUGCUGGACGGGCAGACCUGGUGCGGAAAGGAGGGCAGCAGCGAAACGUUCACUACCGACUGCCCAGGAUGGACCCAAUGCGAGAACAACACCGUCCGCUCCUUCUGGACCGGAGCCUCCGCCGCUUUUGCAGAAGCCGCCUGCGGCGACGCCACGGUGAUGCUCAACGGGACCCUCGCCACGCCAUUCAGUUCUUCAAGUGUGUUUGCGAGCAUCGAGGUGCCGCGGUUCCGCUCCCCCAAGGUGAAAAGCCUGAAGGUGGUCCUGGUCACACAGAAGAACUCGGCGACAAACUGUGGCAACGAGUCUCUGAAGGACUUGCAGAAGCAGCUGGAUCGAGGAAUUACGUACGACUGCACCGAAGUGCCUGAGGCUCAGAUCCUCGACUGCAGCUCCCACCCAGAGAAGCCCUGCGGAGCCUGUUGGUGAACUAAACACCAGAUUAAAACAAGGCGCCAUAACAACCAGUAAAAAAUGAAGCGAUGUGCCGGAAAUUAUUUUUGUACCCAGGCCAGUUUGACUUAUUGUGAAAUGUUUUGUACCCCUCUUACCUUUUGUAUAACAUGAAAAAACUUUUUUUUUUUUUUACAUUUUGUUACUAAAUCUGAAGAGUUGCCUGGUGAAUGAACAUUAAAAAUGUCUUUUAAUAAAAUGUUGCAAUGCAAUCAUGUAAAA